GGGAGUCCUCAGGUAUUUUCUAAGGGAAUAUCGUAUUUCUAGAGCACUAGUACUGUACAACAUGGCGCCGGCAUAUACUGUCUUCUACGGCACGUUUAUUGAUCUGCCUCGAAGCAUCACAGAAGAGAAGCUUGCGCUGGAUAUAAACCACGGCACGUUAUGGGUGUCAUCGGUGGACGGCCGGAUAAAAGGGUUUGACUGGACGGUACACAGUGAGAAGGAGUUGGAAGCCUUCUUACAAAAGGAAGGAUGGGUGGAAGAGGUUGAGAAUAUGCAGAAUGGAGUUGGGCCGCAAGAAAAGGUCAAGAUCGUCAGGGCGCGAGAGGAUCAAAAUGAAUUCUUCUUUCCAGGUUUCAUCGAUACUCAUAUCCACGCACCGCAAUACCCGAACUCCGGGCUGUUUGGCUCAUCAACCCUUCUCGACUGGUUAGAGCGGUACACCUUCCCAUUAGAAAGCUCAUUUGGCCAAAAGGAAGAAGAAAAAGAGGACGAGGGCAAGGAAGUUGCUCCGCCAAGAGCUCACACGGCCUACAAACAGGUCAUCUCUCGGACGCUCUCUCACGGGACAACCUGUGCAUCCUACUUCGCCACCAUCCAUGUCCCCGCGACGUCUCUGCUUGCCUCUCUCUGUCACGCACGCGGCCAGCGCGCCUUCAUCGGCCGCGUGUGCAUGGACAACCCUGCCUUCUGUCCAGAUUACUACCGCGACGCUUCGGCCGAGGAAUCCCUCGCCCGGACGGAAGCCAUCGUAUCGCACAUCCACACCCUCGACCCCAAGGGCACACUAGUCAAACCCAUUCUCACCCCGCGAUUUGCACCAACCUGCUCUCCCGCUGCUCUCUCUGGGCUCGGACACCUGGCAGCCUCUUAUUCUCCGCCCUUACACAUCCAAACUCACAUCUCAGAGAAUGUCGAUGAGGUGAAGCUCGUGAAGAAACUCUUCCCGGAAGCUACCAAUUACGCCGAUGUCUACGAUCGGUUCGACCUGCUCACACGGCGGACCAUCCUCGCUCACGCGGUCCAUCUCACUCCCGACGAACGCCGUCUCAUCCAUUCUCGCCAGGCAAAGGUCUCGCACUGUCCGGCGUCAAACUCCGCGCUAGGAUCUGGCAUCUGUCCCGUCCGUGUCCUUCUCGACGACGGAAUCACCGUCGGGCUCGGAACAGAUGUGAGCGGCGGGUAUAGUCCUAGCAUUCUCGAGGCUGUGAGACAGGCGUGUCUGGUGUCCCGAUUACUCGGACACACACUUCCAGCUGAGAAGCAGACUGGUAGGGAGAAGCUGAGUGUAGAAGAAGCGCUGUAUCUGGCUACACGGGGCGGUGCCGCCGUCGUAGACAUGGCCGGUGAGAUCGGCGGGUUCGAGGAAGGCAUGUUUUUCGACGCACAGUUGAUCGGGCUGGGAAGCCCGCUCUCAGACGUUGAAGAGUCUGCUGAUCUCGCUUCUGGGAAUGUGGAUCUGUUUGGUUGGGAGUCGUGGCCGGAGAAGAUUCACAAAUGGGUCUGGACGGGUGAUGAUCGUAAUGUCGGCGCAGUCUGGGUGAAUGGCAGGUUGGUGCAUGCUCGAGAAUAG
Messenger RNA from Penicilliopsis zonata CBS 506.65, 1570 nucleotides. RefSeq lists its product as hypothetical. The coding region runs from base 62 to 1570 and encodes 502 amino acids. The transcript is spliced from 2 exons. Gene Ontology annotation, cellular component: cytosol. Gene Ontology annotation, molecular function: zinc ion binding; guanine deaminase activity. The record is from RefSeq and is a predicted model, not a curated record. Lineage: Eukaryota; Fungi; Ascomycota; Eurotiomycetes; Eurotiales; Aspergillaceae. Gene Ontology annotation, biological process: guanine catabolic process.